AUGGUGAAACGGCUUACCGUGGUGCUGUCUCGCCACUCCAUCUUUCGCGGCCCCAACUUCUCAGUGCUCAAGGGAACCAUGACCAAGGACCCGAUCCAUAUCCUGAACGCGGUUCUCGAGGACGCCAGAGAGUACAAGAAAGAGGUCUGGGUGCUGCUGCAGGACAUGAAGCGGUGCUUUGAUUCGGUAUCGUGUCAGAGAGGUGGAAUGCUGGAACUCGGUCUGCGACAUCUCAAGAUCCCACAGGGGUUCAUCGACCUGUGCCUUUACGUCGCGAGAAACAAGACCAAUCGUAUCAUCACCGCAUACGGACUUACGGAAGAAUACUCUCCUCUCUGCGGCCUGGAUCAGGGUGGAGUAGAGUGUCCCCUACUUUGGCGCAUCGUCUAUGAAGUACUCCUCGCCCAGAUCUGGCAGUCCAACCUCGGCUACCCUAUGGUUAACAGGGCUGACCUGCAGGCGUUCCACAAGAUCCCAACGUUCGACUCACUGCAUCCUGACACCCCGCUCCGCAUUGCCUGCCUUGCCUUCAUGGACGACACGGACUGGAUAGCACCGUCUAAGGCUAAGCUACAAGAGAUCACAAACAAAGCGAUGAGUUUCUUUCAAUUACAUGGUAUUGAGAUUAACCCAAAAAAAUCAGAACUAAUCGUGGUCAAUUCUACCUCUGCUGAUUCCUCUAUUAGACUCGGUGCGGAUACGGUGACCGCUCUACCUCCUGGCACUGCUGCCAGGGUCCUGGGUGUGUGGUUCUCUGCUGACGGAAAGGGAGCCCAUACACGCCGGCUAGUGAAGGAGGAGGUGUCAACGAUGUGUCAGAUACUCUCGCGGAAGGCUAUCACCGACAAGCAGUGCAUUUACAUCUUCAAUAAUGUUCUACUGCCACGGAUACUUUACCGGUUGUCAGUGACAAUCCUUAGCCCUCGCGAGACAAAGACCAUUGUCAGCCAGUACACCAACGUCGUUCGCCAGAAGGUGGGGCUGCCCCUCGGCUCGCCGGCCAGCAUCCUGUUCCAUCGUCGACUGUACGGUCUCCGAGACCUUGAAGAUGCCAUGAUCGAGGAGCAAGUUUCAACUGCACAUCUGCGGCUAAACGACCAGGAGCUGCUGGGCAUGGUGAUGGCGUCUCGAGCAACAGCCCAUCAAGCAGAGUGCCGCCUUACGAUAUCCCCCUUUGACGUACCAACCAUUGGAGCUCAAUUCCUUCGCAACAAUUUCUUCGGACACGUUUGCCGCCUCAUGGUCGAGAGGGGUAUCACCUUCCAGUCGCCAGGGAUCCCUGUCAACGUUUCUCGAUACAUCGGCCUCCUUAUGCCCCCAGGCGGAUACCCAAAAAUCGCCCACCGACUCUUUGUGGACGGAGUUGUCACUCUGGAUGAUGUGUCGACAGACGAUGGCCAAUCUCUGGCUCCAUGGCAGGAUAUCCGAGCACAGUACAAUUUGAAAGGUCCUGUCCGCCGUUGGUUCAAGGAACUGGUGAAAGUCGUCACCUUGGCUAUGCCAGCUGCUGCCUCCGUCGACGCCCCGGCGUCUUCCCUUAUCGUCGAGGAGGGCCAUUCUAUUACGCCUGCAAGUCCAGAGGUGUUGUACGAAGACGGCGACUCCUCCGAGGAAGAGCCAUUGAUCAAUCGGGCCAUCGAACGCCGACGAGGGCAACAAAGAGGCGUGGAGAUCGUUUCUCCAGCUCGUGCCUUUGCGUUUAACAGAACCACCGCAACGACAGUACUAGACCUUGUCCUUUCGCAGGUCGUCGUUCCUGCUCCAGUCUCGAGUCCCGUCUCAUCGCCGGCUCUUUCGCCUGUCACUGUUCCAACUCCAGUUUUGAGUCCCGGCCCUUCUCUGACAGGUACUCCACCACCCAACACUCCUAACACUCCAACAUGUCCCCCUACUCCAACAUUCUCCCCCACUCCAGCAACUCUCACCACCCCCACUCCAGCAACUCUCACCACCCCCUCACCUCUCCCGCCUGAUACAACCGAUCUUGUCUUUGAGCGAGCAGUCGACACACUGGACGACGCUUGCAGAGAGCGUCUCCUCCGUCCCGCGGCCAAAUACGAUGCCGAGAUCCUUCGCAUCAACAGCGACACCAGGAAAAAACAGUCGGCAGACAACACAAAGUAUGAUGGACUCAGAAGCCGAUACCGGAGUCAACUUGCCAGGAAACCACAAGAACUGGCUGCCAUUCUUUUGAUGACCAAUACUCAGGCCGACAACGCAGCCGCCCGCAUCAAGUCAAUUUCUAGUCGUCGCAAGACCGUCGCCCUUGGGAUACGUCGCCGGGCCACCGAGGCCGUCAACGAAUACCGUGCUCAUCGCCUUGUCUCUCUUCGCUCGGAUUUGGAGAUCAGGCUGACCAGGAAAGCAGAGGACUAUCGAUUGAGGGUGCAACAGCUGGAAUCCUCCCAAGCCAGGAAACUGCAACAGCAGAAAGAAACAGAGGCACUCCAUCAACAACACCAAGCCAGGAGACUGCAGCAGAAAGAGGAAAAGGAAGCACUCCGUCAACAACACCAAGCCAGGAGACUGCAGCAGAAAAAGGACAAGGAAGCACUCCGUCAACAACACCGCUUGGUCGUCGCUCGCCUAAAAGAGAUCCUAUCCAGCCUCAAGGAAACGAAACCACGAUACAAACCAGCCUUUGACACAGAUGCUAGCUUUCCUUUGCAAGAACACCAUCAAGUCCAACCACCGCCUGUACCAGGACCCCCGACCACACAGAUCGGCCCCCUUUGCCUGUCUCCAGUAGAGGCGGCGUCCAUGCGCGUAGUUCAGGACACACACGUCGACAACUCCACCCCUCGCGUCCUGUACUCUGACGGAUCUCUUCUGAACUCGGGAACGCUAGAAGUAUCCCAGGCCUUUGGAGUGGUGGAUCUCACUCAGGACAACCCUCUGACAGUACAAGGACGAACGGACGGUCACGCAUCCUCGGCUAAGGCCGAGCUCAUGGGCUUAUUAGCCGCAGUCCUGUCAGCACCACCGGAACAGGACAUUGUGGUCAAGCUGGACAAUCAGUCAGUGGUGGAUCAGUAUAGUCGCCUGGUGAAGAAUCGUCGGGACACCUUACCGAGGAAGCGAUUCAGGAGUACAUAUGCGGGUAUCUGGGCGGUGCUUUGUCAGGUUGUGGAAUCUCGGCCAGGCGGGGUUGAGGUGGUGUGGAUCAAAGGUCACAGCAACAUCCACGGAAACGAACUUGCGGAUCAGGCGGCGAAGGUGGCAGCACAGAGUGGUUCAGUGCCCUGGAUGGUGGAUCUCACUCAACAGACGGAUAUCACGACCUUUGCACAUUGUUACGGCGGGAUUGUUGAAAUCGAUCUACGUCAGCUCCUCAAACAACAAUCGACAAUCCGUCACCAUCAGGCCUGGACGUCACAGAGGCGGGUCAAGAGGGCGAUCCCUGACAUCGAGGACGUGGAAUGGAACUCGACCUUGGCUUAUGUCCACGACAGGCACGCAGUCUUCACCUUUUACAGCAACAGCAAGGACUCCCAUCAAAGAACACAUCACAUCAAAAAGCUGCAUGGAAUGCUGCCCACUCUGAACUCCAUGCAGGCUCGCAAGCCCAACCUGUACCCAACAUGCGUGUGCCGACGAUGCGAGCUCGAGAAGGAGGAUAACGAUCACGUCUGGAAAUGCCCUUCGGCAGCUGAGACCACCACUGAGAUCUGGAAGGAGGCCAUGGGCAAGAUUAAUGAGUGGGGUGUGCAGGCGACAAACAGCUACAACGCAGCCAGGAAGCGGGAAUACAAACGCGCGGUGGACAGAGGUCGUCAGGUACCGAGGCCAGUACCCAUACACUGGUGGCCCCCUUCGGAUGCAGAUCAUGUACGAGGAUUUUCCUCCAUCGGUGGAGCUCGAGCCGUGCACAGCGGUAGUCCAGCUCUCGAUCGAGACGAGAAACCGAUGUGGAAUGUGUCGGAUCUCCUCCGCGGCAUCACCCCCUUGAGCAUGUUGACUGAAUGGUCCGCGGUCUUCCGGACCCCAAUGUCCAUCGCCAAGACAGUCCUUCACAAGUUUGUUGGCUACCUGGAGGCGCAGGCCUCGGAGCUGAUCUGGAAACCUCGGUGCUCCGCGACGAUCGCGUGGGAGCAGACCCAGGGCAUCUCUGCCAAGGACAAGACAUCCAAGUACACAGGCCCCCGAGGUGACUGGAGUCAAGGAUACGGUUACAUCACGCAUGAUGGUUUCUGUCCGUGUGGCGCUUCGCUAGCCACACAUUGUGAAGGAAGGUGCCCUGGGGCGACCAAGGACCCACGCGCUGCUGACGAGCGUUUGUUGGAGAGUUUGUUAGGAAGGAGGAGGUUGUCAAUGAUGGAGAGGAUGGGAAGAAUCCCCUUCAUUCGUAUCUAG
Linnemannia hyalina is the source of this 4353-nucleotide messenger RNA. The record is from the annotation of a GenBank genome assembly. NCBI's taxonomy places the organism in Eukaryota, Fungi, Mortierellomycota, Mortierellomycetes, Mortierellales, Mortierellaceae.